Musa acuminata AAA Group (dessert banana) is the source of this 1615-nucleotide messenger RNA. RefSeq names its product calcineurin B-like protein 1. Gene Ontology annotation, biological process: calcium-mediated signaling. NCBI's taxonomy places the organism in Eukaryota, Viridiplantae, Streptophyta, Magnoliopsida, Zingiberales, Musaceae. The record is from RefSeq and is a predicted model, not a curated record. The transcript is spliced from 9 exons. Gene Ontology annotation, molecular function: calcium ion binding; kinase binding. The coding region runs from base 649 to 1290 and encodes 213 amino acids.
CAUGGUUGGCCCAAUCUUUAAUUUAGGCCGCCGACAGUGCCUCCGCCCUCCCACCUGGGUUGCCCACCCUCGAUUCCGCCAACCACCCUCAUCGCCGCCCUCCCCUCGGCCGCCCACCAAAAGGAAAUCACGAAAAGAAAGGAAACCGUGUAGCGGAUAAAAGUGGAGGAACAGCGGCCGCCCGAUCCGCGCGUCGCGCCCCCACCGCGUCGAUCUCUUUCUCUUCCUAUCUCUCUGUCCUUUUUUUUUUUUUUUUGCUCCUCCGUCUACUCAACCAUGUUCCUGCUGGAAUUCCGUCGAGUUGGUAUCGAUCUCUGCAUUUCGCACAAUUACGGCCUGAUCAGGCGUUCAAUUAGUCUUUUUUCCCUCUUCUAAUUUGAUGCGUGUAACCCGAUUGGUGUACGUGUCCGUAGGGUGUGAUUUCCUUUUCCACUGCCCGAGGAUUUCUCGGUCAAGAUUUGGAUUUCGAGAAAUAAUUUCUUUUAUAGAUUCGUCGCCUGGUGAUUGGUUUUCUUGAAUUCGUUUCUGCGCUUGCGAUUGGGGCUUUUGUUUGCCUUCCGCACUACGUGAAUGGAGACAGAAUUGCUGGGAAAAUGGAGAUGGUUGUGAGUUGUGACUAAGGCGUAGUUCGCUAGGUAGCUGCAACAGAUGGGCUGUUUUCAAUCGAAACGCAGAAAGCAAUACCCAGGAUAUGAGGACCCCGUGCUUCUUGCUUCUCAGACGGCCUUUACUGUCAGUGAAGUUGAGGCACUUUUUGAACUGUUCAAGAGCAUUAGUGGUUCUGUAAUCGAUGAUGGAUUGAUCAACAAGGAAGAAUUUCAGCUUGCCUUAUUUAAGAGCAGAAAAAGGGACAAUCUCUUUGCAAAUCGGUUAUUUGAUCUAUUUGAUGUUAAACAAAAGGGAGUGAUUGAUUUUGGGGAUUUUGUUCGAUCUCUCAAUGUUUUUCACCCAAAUGCUCUGCAUGAAGACAAAGUAGAUUUUUCCUUCAAACUUUAUGAUCUGGAUGGCACGGGCUUCAUUGAAAGGAAAGAGGUCAAGCAAAUGCUGAUUGCACUGCUGUCUGAAUCAGAAAUGAGAUUGGCAGAUGAGACUCUGGAGAUAAUCCUGGAUAAGACAUUUCAAGAAGCUGAUGCUAAUCAGGAUGGAAAAAUAGAUAAAAUAGAAUGGGAGAAUUUUGUCUCUCACAACCCUUCAUUGAUGAAGAUCAUGACCCUUCCAUAUCUCAGGGACAUAACAACAACAUUUCCGAGUUUUGUAUUUAAUUCUGAAGUUGAUGAUAUUGCCACUUGAGAUUUGCUCGCCGUACUGUGUAUGAGGAGAUUACAAGCAACCGAGCAUCUGUAUACACAAAAGUGCAGACUAUCAAAGCACGUUAGCAGCAAGAAUGUGAUGCCAUCAGAGUUGCUACGGACAUUUAUUAGUGUUUGUAGUUGAUUUCCCGGUAGAAAUGCACCUUCAGAAUUUAGGUUUUCUGCCUAGAAUGAUCUGCCAUGGUUUUGUGCUUUAGGAUUGUGUUGUGGUAUUUGAUCAAAAUGUGUAUACAUUAAACGAGAGUAGUUUUGCCUUUGCCAUGUGCUUCUUGGGAUGCCUUUGAUGUAAGAAUUUUGUUUUUCCA